GAGAGAGAGAGAGAGAGAGAGAGAGAGAGAGAGAGAGAGAGAGAGAGAGGGGUCGACCCGAUGGGAGGAAGGAAGGAAAGGAUCUCUCCGCCGGCUCAAGUGCGCGAUUAAAGGAUCCCGCGUGAAACAAUAAACAAACAUAUGAAUCAAAGCUCAUAAUAAUAUUAAUAAAGAGAGAGAGUGGAGUAAGUACUCGGAGGCGCGCCGCCGCGCGUCGUGGACGCGGACAAGACAGCGGCGGUGCGCGCUGGAAGCAGUGGAGCCGCGCGUGGAUCUUCACUCAUGUUCCUCCAAACUCUCGGCGAGCUGCCGUGAAACUUUUCUGGGGAACUUUCUCUCUGCGCCUCCGCCUCCCGGCCAGCCCCGGAUAGAGGAGAGAGGUGGAAGUGCACGAAGGAAGAGCGAGGACUUUUUUUUUUGUUUUGUUUUGUUUUGUUUUGUUUUCUGGUUCCUUCCGAGGAGUCCAGCUCGCCGUCGCCGGGGUUUAGGCGUUGGCACCCGGGCAGGGAGUCUCUCGUCAUGGCCGGGGCCAAGCCGGGAGUCCACGCGCUGCAGCUCAAGCCCGUGUCCGUGCACGAAGCGCUGAAGAAGGGGGGCAAAUUCAUCAAGUGGGACGAGGAGCCCAACAGUGGGCCUCCCACUCUGGUGACCCUGAAAGUUGAUCCAGAGGGAUUCUUCCUCUACUGGACUGGAGUGUCAAACCUGGAGGUGGAGAUCCUCGACAUCAGCACCAUCAGGGACACUCGGACCGGAAAGUUCGCCAAGCAGCCAAAGGAGCCGAAGGUGCGCGAUGUGCUGGGCUUCGGGAAGGAGAACGUGGAAGGGAAGCUGGUCACCGUCGUCCACGGCAGCGACCUGGUCAACACCUCCUUCCUCAACUUCCAGGCCAUGCAGGAGAACACGGCGAAGAUUUGGACGGACGAACUGUUCACUUUGGCCACAAACAUCCUUUCCCAGAAUGCAUCACGAAACACCUACCUUUUCAAAGCGUACACCAAGUUAAAGCUUCAAGUGAACCAGGACGGGAAGAUUCCUGUGAAGAAUAUCCUCAAGCUGUUUUCCGAUAAAAAGCGAGUGGAGACGGCUCUGGAGCAGUGCGGCCUCGUCAAUAACCGGUCGGAGGGAAUCAAGCCUGAUGAUUUCACGUGGGAGGCCUUCCAGAAGUUCCUCGACAGCUUGUGUCUCCGACCAGAGAUUCAAAGCAUCUUUGAGGAAAGCGGCUCCAAGAGGAAGCCCUUCAUCUCUCUGGACCAGUUGAUGGACUUCAUCAACCGCAGGCAGCGAGACUCCCGGCUGAACGAGGUGCUCUACCCGCCCCUGAAGCGAGAGCAGGUCCGGCAGAUCAUGGAGAAAUACGAGACCAACAGCAGCCAGCUGGAAAGAGACCAGAUCAGCCUGCAGGCGUUCAGCCGGUACCUCGGAGGGGAGGAAAACGGCAUCGUUCCCCCGGAGAGGCUGGACGUCAUCGACGACAUGAACCAGCCGCUGUCCCACUACUUCAUCAAUUCCUCGCACAACACGUACCUCACAGUGGGCCAGCUGACCGGCCUGUCGUCGGUGGAGAUGUACAGGCAGGUGCUGCUGACCGGCUGCCGCUGCGUCGAGCUGGACUGCUGGAAGGGCCGCCCGCCCGACGAGGAGCCCUACAUCACCCACGGCUUCACCAUGACCACCGAGAUCUCCUUCAAGGAGGUGAUUGAAGCAAUCGCUGAGAGCGCUUUCAAGACCUCGCCAUACCCCGUCAUCCUGUCCUUUGAAAACCACGUAGAUUCAUUCAAGCAGCAGGCCAAGAUGGCCGAGUACUGCAGGACGAUCUUUGGAGACGCUCUGCUCAUCGAUCCAAUGGACAAGUAUCCGCUGGUCCCGGGUCAGGCGCUGCCCUCGCCUCAGGACAUGAUGGGGAAGAUCCUCAUUAAGAACAAGAAGAGGCACCACCACCACCGGCCGUCGGACACGAGCGGCAGCAUCAGGCGCAAAGAGCACGGGGAUCAGUCGUCGCCCAAUAACGACUGUCCUCUGACUAAACACGACGGAGGCCAGCUGCUGUCCAACGGCGAGGAGAAGAUGGCCGAGAACAUGAUCAAAUACUCAGAGCCUCGCAAGUCGCUCGGGGGCGAAGGAGAGAGCGAUGACGAUGACGAUGACGAGCCAGUGACAGAGCUGAAGAAGCCGAACAGUGACGAGGGCACCGCCUGCAGUGAGGUGAACGCCACGGAGGAGAUGUCGACGCUCGUCAACUACAUCGAACCUGUCAAAUUCAAGAGCUUCGAGGUGGCAACUAAAAGGAGAAAGUUCUAUGAGAUGUCUUCAUUCGUGGAAACUAAAGGCAUGGACACCUUGAAGAAUUCCCCCAUUGAGUUUGUUGAGUACAACAAGAAACAGCUGAGCAGGAUUUAUCCCAAAGGGACGAGGGUGGACAGCUCCAACUACAUGCCGCAGCUCUUCUGGAACGCCGGCUGUCAGAUGGUGGCGCUAAACUUCCAGACUCUUGACCUUCCCAUGCAGCUGAACAUGGGGGUGUUUGAGUACAACGGCGGCUGCGGCUAUCUGUUAAAGCCUGAGUUCAUGAGGAGGACGGACAAACACUUUGACCCGUUCACUGAGGACACGGUGGACGGGAUUGUGGCCAACACGAUUAAAAUCAAAGUGAUCUCAGGCCAGUUUCUGACAGAUAAAAAGGUGGGUGUGUACGUUGAAGUGGACAUCUUUGGACUUCCUGCUGACACGAAGAGGAAGUACAGAACCAAACCGUCUAACGGGAACUCGCUGGACCCCGUCUGGGACGAUGAGACGUUUGUUUUCAACAAGGUUGUCCUUCCUACUCUGGCCUCUCUAAGGAUAGCCGUGUUUGAGGAAAAUGGAAAGUUUAUUGGCCAUCGGAUCCUUCCCGUGUCUGCUGUCAGACCUGGAUACCACUACAUCAACCUGAAGAAUGAGCUGAACCAGCCCCUCCUGCUGCCCUCCCUGCUGGUUUGCACUGAAGCUCAGGAUUACAUCCCCAAUGAACACCAGGAAUACGCCGAGGCUUUGAUCAACCCAAUUAAGCACAUCAAUCAGUUGCACAAGAGGGAGACGCAGCUGGCUGUUCUCAUCGAGGACAACAGUGAGCAAGUCCACAACCAGCAGAAAGACGGAGAGAACAAUCGAGAGUCCGGCCAAAAUCUAGGUUUUCCCUCCUCGCCCUUACAGCCGCCGCCGUUUCCACUGGACGAACCUCCAGACAUCCACAAGCUACCUGCACCAGCGCAAACGCCGAGGGAGGACCUCAUAGCCACUGUUCUCGGAGACAUCGAAGUGCACUCUGUGGAAGACCUCAGGCAACAGAAGAGUUAUUUGAAGCUGCUGAAGAAACAGAGCAAAGAGCUCAAAGAGCUGCGGAAGAAACAUCUGAAGAAGGUGUGGAAUCUGAGUAAGGAGCAGAAGAGUCGGAAAAGCCAGCUUCAGUCCGACACCCAGAGGAGACGCUGUCAGAUGGAGAAACACCUCAAACGCAGCAUCAAGAAGAACGAACCGCAGGACGGCGUGGAGCACGAGCUGAUUAAACUAGAGAAGGAGCUGGAGACGCAGACGGUCCAGCUGCGGGAGUGGCAGAUGAAGGAGCUCCUGAAACUUCGGCGGGAGCUCCACGAGGUGGAAAGAGCGAGGCAGGAAGCGCACCUGCAGGAGGCCUUCCAGAAGUUGAAGGAAACGGCCCACGAAUGCCAAGCAGCUCAGCUGAAAAAGCUCAGGGAAACGUGUGAGAAGGAGAAGAAGGAGCUCCAGAAGAUCCAGGACAGGAAACGGCAGAACAGCAUCAGCGAGGCCAAAACCCGCGACAAGGACAAGGCUGAAACAGAGCUGGCCGAGAUCAACAGGAAACACAUUCAGGACUCCGUCUCUUUAAUCCGCGGGCUGGAGGAGGCGCAGACCAGGAGGCAGGACAAGCUGGCGCUGAGGCACCGGGAGGUGCUGCAGCACAUAGAGGAGGAGCUUCCUCUGCUCCAGUCGCGGCUGCAGAGGGAGCUGGAGGAGCAGCAGCACCGCCUGCCGGAGGAGAUCUGCCAGCACCUCCACCUGGAGCUGCAGAGCAAGGGCCUGGGCCGCGACGCGCUCUUCUCCGCCGUGUCCAACCACGGCAGCCCCGGCUCGGGCUCCAACUGCUCCACGCCCUCCUUCCCCUCCACGCCCAGCCGCGGCUCCUGGAGCACCAGCAUGGACAAUAGCACCGCCUCGCUGGCCGACUCCACCUCGUCGUCCACCACGCCCGUCCUGUCGGAGGCCGAGAUGUCGUUCGGUUGAAGUGUACAGAGGAGAAAACAAACAUUCAGCCGGGGUCUGUAAUGAAUAUAAUGUGGGAUAGUGAUAUUAGAGAUUAUUUACUAAUUUUAUUGUUGGUUUUGUUUGUUGUUGCUGCAACAUUUUUUAUAAUUUGCUUUUAUUAGAGGACUUCAUCCAAAUCAUAACCAAACCUUUUUUUUUUUAAAAAAAAGAAAGAUUUAUCUUGCGUUUAUUUUUUAUUGUCAUAUCUUUUCCUUUUGUUUCCUUGCAGCUUUACUGUUUGUGUGUGUUCAUCAAGCUUUGCUGCAUUUGUUUUUGUCAGAACACACAUUUUUAAAUCAAAUUUUUAACCUUUUUUCCUUUUUAGGGAGAGCUUUAAACUGUGGAGAAACUGCACCACGACCAUGAAUGUUUAAGAAAUUAAAGAAAAGAAAACCAGGAGUAAUAUCAUGAGUAGGGGAAUUGAACAAAGAGCAGGGUAGUUAGUUAUUAAGAUGUAAUUACAGUAUUUGACCAGCAAGCGGUGCUGCUGCCUCAACUUUUUGGCUUUAAAUUGGUGGUUUGGUUUGUGUGUUCAUCCCCUCUGAUAAUCCAGUUACACACACACACACACACACCUGUCUGUCCAGGAUUUGCUGCAUCAUUGUUGGAUAUAAAGCAGCUGACCUUUGACCUCCAGUCAGAUUGUGGCGUGAGGUUUUGCGGGGUCGUCCUGCGUCCAGCUGGCCGCAAAUUACGAGAGUGUAGGUUUGUGAGCGAGUGAGGGUUUUAAGUGACGUAAGGCCUUUCUCCCUCUAAAUCAUGUGUGAGCAGACGUCUCUCGCUGACACACACACACACACACACACACACACACACACACACACACACACACACACACACACACACACACACACACACACACACACACACACACAGAUGCAUUUUAUUGGUCCAGAGGCCCAAAGUCUCUGAAAUCCUCAUCCCAUCCAAUCUACUCCCUGUCUGACAAACAACACACACUUGUCAAGGACAGGUCUCAAUAAAAAAAAACAUUUUUUUUUAAAACAGAGAUUUAAAACUCCACAAGGAUGUGUGUGUGUGUGUAUGUGUGUGUGUGUGCAGCCACUGGUUAAUCUCUUGAUGAGGCAUCUGCUUUUGGGGACAGUAAUACUUUCUGCUUAAUGGAAGAUGCUGCUCUGUGUGUGUGUUUUGUGUGUGUGUGUGUGCAGUUCUCUGUCAGCCUGGAGGAGGACAUCAGAUGCUAAAUUAGCAACACUACUGUAGGAGACAGUCCUCUUAAAGCUGCACUAUGACAUCUUAAUGUAAAAAAUGUACUCGCCUUUUUUUUUUAAAUUUUUUAAAAAGUGGAAAACACUCGAACGCAUCUCUCCUUUGUAUCUGUGGCUUUUAAUGUGGAUUUAAGUGUUUUCUGUUGCUUUAAUUUCACUGAAGCCUGAAGCGUUGAUUCAGUUUCCUCAAACGGAAGCAGUUAAUGUAAAUAUCAGGAUGGGAAAUAUUCUGAUCUCUGCUCCAGUCAAGUGUUGAAUGUGGGAUUUGUGAUGGUACGUUAAGUUAAAUGUUUUGUCUCUACCAAAGCUUUGCUGUAUUUAUUCCCCCCCCCCCCCCAGUCCCUGAAAUCUUACUGCAGCUGUCUUUUUUUGAGGGGUGAGAUGAUGGUACUGUGUGUUUGUAAUCUGCGUUGAUGUUUAGCUGUAUGUGAAUUUUACUACUGACCUAAAGUGCUGCUGAAGGACGGACGUCAGAGAGGAAGAACUAAGUGUUUUUUGAACCUCUCUCACCUCCGUCCCUCGACGAGCACCGACUGCCUGUCUGUCUGAUCGCCCUCGAAAACACAAAUCUGUAAACAAUCGCACAUCUAAAACGGAAUUUUUUUCCAACUUCUUUGAGUGUUAAAUGAUGGAAAAUGUUUUCAUUUGUUUGUCCCUUGUCACGGAUUCUGUAUGCACUUGGAAUCUUGCAGCUCUGCUUUGUCCAUUUUUUUUUUUUUUCUUUUUCGUUCCUCCCUCCGAGCCAAUACUUGCUGGUUUAAUUCAUGGGUCAUUAGUUGGACGGCCACAGCAGCCUCAACCUGCAGGGGUCGGCGCUUUCCCCCCCCCCCCCCCUCCAAAUGCCAAUACCGACCUCCGAGCUCUGCUCAUUUAACAGAUUGCGGGCCGGUUCGCCUCGGCGACGCCGCCACCCCGCACGCUGUGUGUAAAUGAUUCCGCUCCACCGUCUCAUCCUGGACGCUCAUUUCCAUGAUGUGCUCGGAGGACGUCGACACAUUCCUCACAGGUGGUCCGGCCCAUUCCGGGUCCAAUCAAACAUCCCCUAUCAUUAUUGAAUGCACUUUUAGCUGUUUUUGAUGUUUGUACAAGCCUUUUUUUUUUUGUUUUUUCUCUGUUAUGUGAACAUCAAUACAACCACUUUCCAGUGAUUUUCAACUUUUUUGUGUGUGUAAAGUAUCAGUACUUUCUGUUGCCAAAACUGUUUGGGUAAAUUCUGUAAAUCGUCUGCUGCGCUUUGAAUAUCGAUGCAUUUGGUACGAUCGAGAAACGCAUUUUUGGUUGCGACAGGAUUACAAAAAGCUUUAAUCAAACUGUUUUUGCAGAUGUUUGGAAUCCACGUCACAUGUAGUAGCUACAUGCAUGGUACAAUUAGACAGUUUUUCAGCAACAUUUCAGUUUAAAACUAUCAGAAAAAUAAAAAUAGUGAAUGUGUUUGAUAGACAAAAAGCCCAAACCAAGAUUUUAAUAACUGAAAAUAAUUUUUUUUCUUCAAAAUUUUGAGAUGAUUGUUUCAAAGGACCUGUUUGUUUCCCUCUUGAGGCUGUUGGAUAAAGGGGAUUAAAUCUGGUUCAGAUUAGUUAAAUUGAAAGUGCUUAUUAAGAGAUCCAGUCUCUGUUGCAGUUAUCAUUGGAUUAAUCAGUACAGCAGAUGAACUGUAUUCAAAACUGAACUUGAAGCAAGUUUAUCUCGUUUUAUUUUAGGUAGUUGACCCAUUAGUCUCCAAAGAAUGUAAGCUUUACGCAUUUUUAAAACCCUGCUGUGGAGAGAAUAUCAGUGAUUUUAAAACCAAAAUUUAUGAAUCAACAUUUUUUUGGUAACAGUUUUGCAGCUUUGCAUUUAAAGUGUUGCAUUAGCUUUAAGAAAAGGAUAUAUACACUGAAAUAUGUCAAUUACUAUAAAUAAUCAGGGAACUACUUGAUUUGUCACUAAAAUACAGACAAUAAAGUAAUAUAACAUCCAUCCAGCCAGCACGUUUAUGAAGAAUUUGGCUGCGUUUAACAAAUGUAUAACGCAAAAGGUGAUUAGAAGCUGAGUCUGAAGUUUGAAUAUUUCUGAUUGAUUAGAUCGACCUGCUGGUCGAAGGAUUUUUCUUUAUAAAUCUAGUUUUAAAGGAGAGGAGUAACUGAUCGCUGGGUUUCCUGCUUUCCUUUGCUUCCUGCUCCAUCACGCCUGACUGAGACCACCGGCUUGUUUUCACGGUCCUACACAUUUUGAUGAUUGUUUCUUUCUUUAUUUGUAAAUGUGGUGUGUGACGGCAGGAAACCGUGUACCACAUGCAGGGCAGCCGCUCCCUGAGGACCAGGGUCGAUAAACACUGAAGCAGUAGCAUCGUCACCUUCCAGCCUCAGUAAACGCCACUAUUUUUACAAAUGGGUUUAUGGGCGGUUAAAUGAUCUGUUCUUUUCCCGAAUUAGGUGGAGAAGUUAUAAAGAAAUCCCAGUUGAAUCCAUGAUUUUCCUGCGUUGGCAAGUUUCCUCCUCACCAGAAUGUGGCCUGGAGCUUUAACCUCUCUGAUUCCUGACCUGUUUGUGUAAAACUCUCAUUUAAAAAACAAGCAUGGACAAUAAUCACUCGAACAAUAAUCACAGCAGCGUACGAACAGAGGCCGAACUCACACAGACACACACUCCUGGACUUGGCUCCUGUGAGACAUUUGGUGUGAGUUUCAUCCCGGGGCUCCGCCCUCAGGACUCUGGCUGCCAUGUCUUCGUCUCUGUCCCAUUUCCUCGCCUCAAGUUUUUUUUUCUUUCCCCCCCUCCAGUAAUGAGACCAUCUUUUACUUUUGGACUGCUUAAAUUAUUAAGUGUUGGCUUCAAAAUGGUGAAAGAACACAUUAGACAAGUCGUCUAGCGAGUCGUGGUUUUCGGUUUCCUCAACACUGUACAUGUAGUGUAUAUGAUUGUCGGACAUAAAGGGAAUACUAUACAACGGUCCAGAUGUAAUAUUUUAUUGUUCCUUCGUAAUUAAUAUAAACUGAGUAUUCAGUAAUAAACUUCUAACUUCUUAUGGAG
Salarias fasciatus (jewelled blenny) is the source of this 8539-nucleotide messenger RNA. It is a transcript of the gene plcb3, whose product is annotated as phospholipase C, beta 3 (phosphatidylinositol-specific). NCBI's taxonomy places the organism in Eukaryota, Metazoa, Chordata, Actinopteri, Blenniiformes, Blenniidae. Gene Ontology annotation, biological process: phosphatidylinositol-mediated signaling; lipid catabolic process; release of sequestered calcium ion into cytosol. Gene Ontology annotation, cellular component: cytoplasm. Gene Ontology annotation, molecular function: calcium ion binding; calmodulin binding; phosphatidylinositol-4,5-bisphosphate phospholipase C activity. The record is from RefSeq and is a predicted model, not a curated record. The coding region runs from base 520 to 4278 and encodes 1252 amino acids. The transcript is spliced from 34 exons.